Messenger RNA from Fusarium sp. VM40, 876 nucleotides. Lineage: Eukaryota; Fungi; Ascomycota; Sordariomycetes; Hypocreales; Nectriaceae. The record is from the annotation of a GenBank genome assembly.
AUGGUAGCUAAGAAGCAAGCAAGGCUAAAAAGCCUUUCAGCUGGUCGUCCGCCAACCGUCAAAUCUUCGCGGUCCAUGUCCCGGAAAGCUAGUAGAAGUCUCAUCAACACGCAUCAUCAGCUGGAGAAGCAGCGACGGCAAGCCGAGGCCAAUGGUGACAAGGUCACUGAAAAUCGUCUUGCUUCAGAACUAUCCAAACUAGGCGGGCUUGAUCACUACCAGAAGGCGAGUCUGCAAGGACAGAGCCUCGAUAGAGGAGGCGACACCUCGAGGGUGCUCCUUGAAUGGCUUCCAGUGGCAGACCUCAAGAAGCGCUCUCAGCCGCUUCGUAUGCUGGAGGUUGGAGCACUAAGUACUCGAAACGCAUGCUCAACAAGUGGUAUAUUUACAAUGCAGCACAUCGACCUCAACAGCCAGGAACCAGGAAUCACAAAGCAAGAUUUCAUGGAGCGGCCUCUGCCCAAGGACGACACCGAGGUUUUCGACAUCAUUUCAUUGAGUCUAGUGCUCAACUUCGUGCCCGAGGCGGAAGGGCGUGGCCAGAUGCUCCUUCGGACGCUAUCUUUUCUUCGAGCUGCAAGCGAGCCUUCAACUACUUCUGACGAGCUGUUCCCCUGCCUUUUUGUGGUUCUCCCUCGCAGCUGCGUGGACAACUCACGAUACUUUACGCAUGCCCGGCUUGAAGAGUUGAUGACGAUCCUUGGCUACGCAUGCACCAAGACCAAGAUGACACAGAAACUGACAUAUUCCCUAUGGAAGAGAAUUGGCACCGUCCCCGACAAACGACCGAACUUUACCAAGAAGGAAGUAAACCCAGGACGUACACGGAAUAACUUUGUCAUGACGCUCAAGGCUUCGACGAGUCAUUCAAACUGA